CCUUUCGCGUCGCCGCGUCCCUCUCUUGCUCCUCCUCCUCCGGCGGCGCCUCCGCCAUGUCCCGCCAAAGCUCCCUCCUUAGCUUCUUCCCCAUGUCGGAGGCCAAGCGCGACGGCGGCGGCGGCUGCAGCCCCCACAGCGAUGCCGAGCCCGAGGGCGGGCGCAUGUUGUCGCCCAGAGGGUCGGGCAUCCGAGGGAGGACCAGGGCGCCCCCCACGGACUGUGACUGUGAAUUUUCACCCGGUGAUCUGGUUUGGGCCAAACUCGAAGGUUACCCUUGGUGGCCAUGCCUUGUGUACAAGCAUCCAACAGAAGGAUCACUUUUCAGAGGCAGAGGAAGGUCCUCUCGCAUCCAUGUACAGUUUUUUGACGACGACCCAUCAAGGGGUUGGGUUAGCAUUAGAUAUAUACGACCAUAUACAGGCUCCUCUGGUAGAGAUACCAGUAGGGGAGGCAUGUUCUACAGUUCAAGACCUGAAAUUAGAAGAGCAAUGGAAUUAGCAGAUGCUGCUUUGAAAAAAGAGAAGAGUGAGCGACUUGAUCUGGCAGUGUGUGACAAACCUUCAGAAAGCGAGGAUGAAGACGAUGAGGAGAUGGAGGUGAGCGAUGAGGGUGAUGAUUUUGGCACAUCUGAGGAAGCGAAACGUAGAAAAAGGCAAAGUGGAAGAAAGCAACAUGCUGGGAAAUCCAAAAAGAGAAAGAUCAUGGAUUCCGACAGCGAACACGAGUAUUCAGACAUGGAGUUUAAACCUGAUGAAGCUAGCAGUGAUGAAAAUAGUGUUGGAGUUGGUGACAGUGAGGCUUCUGAAUCUGAGGCUGACCCAGGAAAGAAAGUAAAGCGACCCAUUAAAGUCUCUCCUAAACCAGUGCAGCAACAGGCAUAUAAACCUCCCCAGAACAAUGUGUCUGGAACACCCAGCAGAGAAACAAAUUUUUCUGCUGAGAUAAAGUAUAAGUUAUCAUCUUUUGCAGCUCCUGAAUGCUAUGAUUUUCAGCCAAGCAUUAAUGGAGGAGGAGCAGGAGCAGGAGCAGGAGCAGAUGGCAAUCCGACUUCGUGGGAACAUGAUAAAAUUGACUGGCUCCAGGAUGGUAAAAGGAAAGAUGCUCGCAGGAGACGGCAAAAUGAUCCAGAUUAUGAUCCAAAUACUGUAUUUGUGCCAGAGGACUACCUUAAAAACUGCACUCCGUUAAUGCGGAAGUGGUGGGAGAUGAAGAGUCAGAAUUUUGAUAGCGUUCUUUUCUAUAAAGUUGGGAAGUUCUAUGAGCUGUUCCACAUGGAUGCUGUUAUUGGUGUUAACAACAUGGGCCUGUCGUUCAUGAAAGGCACUUUUGCUCACUCUGGUUUCCCAGAAAUAGCAUUUGACAGAUACUGCACUAUGUUAGUCCAGAAAGGUUACAAAGUGGUUCGUGUUGAGCAGAUUGAGACUCCUGAGAUGAUGGAAGCACGCUGUAGAGCCUUGGCCCACCCGACAAAAUACGACAGAGUUGUGCGCCGAGAAAUAUGCAGGGUUAUUUCCAAAGGGACACAGACCUACGGCAUUCUAGAUGGUGACGAUUUGGACACCCACAACAAAUACCUCCUCUGCGUGAAAGAAAAAGUUGACGAUUCUGCUGGCCUUCAUCGUACCUUUGGAGUAUGCUUUGUUGACACGACAGUGGGGAAGUUCUACCUGGGUCAGUUCUCAGAUGACCGUCAUUGCUCAAGGUUUAGAACUCUCUUGGCUCAUCAUAUUCCUGUGCAGAUACUUUUUGAGCGAGGGAACCCCUCUGCAGAAACACAAAAGAUACUCAAAGGCUUACUUCCCUCUACUGUGCAAGAAGGUUUGAUUGCUGGGUCUCAGUUCUGGGAUGCAUCCAAAACGCUAAAAACAUUGGUUGAAACAGGCUACUUCCGGGACAAAGAAAAUCCAAGCAGUGAGCUCAUCCUGCCGCCAGUAAUCAAAUCUAUGACUGCGGAAACUGACUCACUGGGACUUACCCCUGGGGAAAACUCUGAGCUUGCGCUCUCUGCUCUUGGCUGCUGUGUCUUCUACCUUAAAAGAUGCAUUAUUGACGAGGAACUCUUAUCAAUGGGGAAAUUUGAAGAAUACAUUCCUGUGGAUGUUGAUAUUGCAAAAGAACAAAACCCAAGCAGUCUGUUUGCUAAAACAAGCCAGAGGAUGGUGUUGGAUGGGGUCACCCUGGCAAACCUAGAAAUUCUGACAAAUGCAACCACUGGGUCAGAAGAAGGCACAUUGCUGGAAAAUAUUGACACUUGUUGUACGCCUUUUGGAAGGAGACUCCUGAAACAGUGGCUCUGUGCACCGUUGUGUAAUCCUUCCACCAUCAAUAACCGCUUGGAUGCAGUUGAAGACCUCCUAGCUGAAGCUGCCAAAAUGUCAGAAAUCCGUGACCUUUUAAGGAAACUCCCAGACCUUGAAAGGCUUUUAAGCAAAAUUCACAGUAUUGGGUCAUCCCUUAAGAACCAGGACCACCCUGCCAACAGGGCUGUUCUAUAUGAGGAGGCCAGAUACAGCAAGAAAAAAAUUGUAGACUUUUUGUCCGCACUGGAAGGGUUUAAAAUAAUUAUGGAGAUUAUCUCAAUUUUGGAAGAUAUUGCUGACGGUUUUACAUCCAAAACGCUAAGGCAGAUAGCGAUGGUCAAAUCUAAGAAGCCAGAAGGCCGCUUCCCAGACAUUAAAGCAGAACUUGCAAGAUGGGAUGCAGCUUUCGAUCAUAGCGUUGCACGAAAGACUGGUGUGGUUAACCCAAAAACUGGGUUUGACGCUCACUAUGAUAAAGCGCUAGAGGAUAUAAACAACAUUGAGGAAGGCCUUCGUCAGUAUUUGGAAAAGCAGCGCAAACGGCUUGGCAUUAAAGCUGUGAUGUAUUGGGGAGCGGGCAAAAACCGCUACCAGAUGGAGAUUGCGGAGAGUUCGGUGCCUGCGCACCUGCCUGACGAUUAUGUGCUGAAAUCUACCAGAAAGGGCUUUAAGCGCUACUGGACUAAAGACCUGGAGAAAAUGCUGAACGAGAUCACCAACGCUGAAGAACGGAGGGAUACGGCACAGAAAGACUGUAUGAAGAGGUUAUUCUACAACUUUGAUAAAAGCAGCGAAGACUGGCAGACGGCAGUGGAAUGCAUUGCAGUUCUAGAUGUCCUGAUGUGCUUUGCACACUAUAGCCAGGGAUGUGAUGGACCGUUGUGCCGACCUGUAAUUGUGCUUCCGGAGAGCAACACGCUGCCCUUUUUGGAGCUGAAGCAUUCCCGCCACCCCUGCAUCACAAAAACCUCAUUGGACGAUGACUUCAUCCCUAAUGAUAUCCUCAUAGGUGUACAGGAUGAAAAGGCAAAUCCGGAGAGCAGGACUUGCUGUGUUCUAGUGACUGGUCCAAACAUGGGAGGAAAGUCCACGCUCCUGAGACAGACUGGCCUCGUGGUGAUAAUGGCCCAGUUGGGAUGCUUUGUACCUGCUGAAUCUUGCAGGCUUACUCCUGUCGACAGAAUAUUCACCAGACUAGGGGCUUCAGAUAGAAUUAUGUCAGGGGAAAGUACAUUCUUUGUUGAGCUGAGUGAGACUUCCAGCAUAUUACAGCAUGCAACAGAGCAUUCUCUCGUUCUUAUGGAUGAACUAGGUCGAGGUACAGCUACCUUUGAUGGAACUGCUAUUGCUAGUGCAGUUGUGAAAGAACUUUCAGAGAACAUCAAAUGCCGCACCAUGUUUUCAACACAUUACCAUUCUUUAGUAGAGGAUUAUUCUAAGACACCUUCUGUGCGGUUGGGACACAUGGCAUGUAUGGUGGAAAAUGAGUGUGACGAUCCUAGCCAAGAAACAAUUACAUUUCUCUACAAAUUCAUUAAAGGUGCUUGCCCUAAAAGCUAUGGCUUUAAUGCAGCAAGGCUUGCCAACAUUCCUGAAAAAGUUAUUCAGAAAGCUCAAGAAAAGGCAAAAGAGUUUGAGGCAACUACACUCUCACUAAGAUUGUUCAGGAAACAAUGCCAGAUAGCUGAAGGAGCUCCACUAGCCAGAGAUGAGCUCGACAAGCUAGCCGCGCUUCCUGUAUGAGACAACCUGUACUAAGUUUCUACAGCAGUUUUUGAAGGCAUUAUACAAACAACAGUGAUCUAAUAAACUUUAUUUUUUAAAAAUGA
Messenger RNA from Lacerta agilis (Sand lizard), 4132 nucleotides. RefSeq names its product mutS homolog 6 (gene MSH6). The transcript is spliced from 10 exons. Lineage: Eukaryota; Metazoa; Chordata; Lepidosauria; Squamata; Lacertidae. The coding region runs from base 57 to 4046 and encodes 1329 amino acids. Gene Ontology annotation, molecular function: mismatched DNA binding; ATP-dependent DNA damage sensor activity; ATP binding. Gene Ontology annotation, biological process: mismatch repair. The record is from RefSeq and is a predicted model, not a curated record. Gene Ontology annotation, cellular component: nucleus; MutSalpha complex.